AUGCCAGGUGUUCCGUCUAGCCGGGGCUGCGAUGCGUGUCGCAAGGUGAAGAAGAAGUGCGAUCAACUUAAACCGACUUGCUCACGUUGCGCCCGUUUGAAGAUCACGUGUGUGGGAAGUGGACAACAGCGAUACAUGUUCAAAAACCAACCAUUGAAAGUGACGCAAUCACAAAAUGGCGCGCUGCAAAAGUCGCACCCCCCUGUGACAGAGGAGAUCAUCUUCUCUUUUGGAACCCCACCGAGUGUACUCAACACUGAAACUGGUCGAUUGGCAUCCGCCUUUGUGGAAACGCUGAAGAUCACCGAUGUGCGAUAUGCCGUGACCUACUAUGGACCAUUCCUUCGGGAAAUUCCCCAAAGGCUGGGGAAUAGUCCUGUGCUAGAUUCGGCUGUGAAAGCUAUGUCGUCUGCAUAUCCCUUUGUCCACAAGGGAACAUUUCCAUCCUCUGCUUUGGUCCAUUAUGGUCAAUCGCUACGGGCAUUGAGGGAUUGCUUAAAUAACCCAUCCGAGGCUCGUACAUCCCACACACUGUGUGCUGUCUAUUUGAUCACGAUAUGCCAGAGCUGGCUGGGGAAGGUUGAUGAUUCUUUGACCAGCCACAGCGAGGCCCUCGCCUUUCUUUUGAAGGCGUCUUCGCUGGGUGAAUGGAGAUCCCAGUUCGAGAUGCAAAUGGUCAUUACACUCAGUGUGCCUAUAAUCCUCGAAGGCAUCGUCAACCCUCGUAUCAGAAUGGACCCUGAAUUUUGGGAAAUGAUGACUACCUAUAGAAAACGCCUUGACCCACAAGCUUUUGAGAGAUCGAAAAAUUCCACACAACUGCACCAUCUCGCCAUGCUUCCAGAGUUUGUUCAAAAUCCCGAUGCGCAUGUAUUUGAUAUCGCCAAAAUGUACCUUUCACUCAAAAGGGAUGCGCAGACGAUCAAAGCAGCCCUUGAUCAAUACGCACCCUUUGUUCCGGCUUCCUUCUCGACCCCUCAAGUUGGAAAGCACUCGCAGCAACAGGCUGCUUAUACCAUUGUCACUACACUGGCUGCGCUACUCAACACUCUUCUUCGCCUUUUCAAUCCAUCCAACUCGAUCUUAGAAUCCGAGACAACCUUCUUCUGCGACGAAGUACUCACACAAGCAGUACUGGCUUCAUGUUACAGACCCAUGGGUUCAGCGUAUAUGCCUCUUUCCCUCGUCGUCUGUUGGGCUUGUACCCAUGACAUUGUUCAACUGGCAAAAAUCGAGACUGUUCUUGCUGAUUAUCAGACCGACUUUGCCGAACUACCCUGGAUGAAUCGUGGAAUCUGGUUGGCCACUUUGUUGAACAGCCACCGUGAGCGGAUUGCUUUGGAAAUGGCAACGGGCGCAAGUCCUUCUUCUAACCCGGAAGACGUAGUUCAUACCGCGGGAGAAUCUUGCUGUAUCCUUUAA
Molecule: messenger RNA, 1422 nt
Organism: Penicillium salamii
Lineage: Eukaryota; Fungi; Ascomycota; Eurotiomycetes; Eurotiales; Aspergillaceae
Source: the annotation of a GenBank genome assembly